This is a messenger RNA of Lytechinus variegatus (green sea urchin), 2662 nucleotides long. Its product is annotated as protein numb homolog. NCBI's taxonomy places the organism in Eukaryota, Metazoa, Echinodermata, Echinoidea, Temnopleuroida, Toxopneustidae. The transcript has 9 exons. The record is from RefSeq and is a predicted model, not a curated record. The coding region runs from base 698 to 2581 and encodes 627 amino acids.
AUGCAUGAUAAUACAGUAGGUCUAUUCAGUAGUUGGACCUUUGAAUCUACAUGUAUUCAAUCCUAUGCAAGUCACUGCUGAGAAACCAUGGUUCAUGUAAUGUAAAGCUACAUUUACAUGUAUGUGCACUAUUUUGCUGAAAUAUUUUUUCCCUACAAAUCUGAAUGCACAUAGCAAUAAACUUGAAUUAAAUUUCAUGACUCGAUGCACUACAUGUACAUGUAUGUAUUGUAACAUUUGCAAGAACAUUAUGACCUGUACAUGCCCCACCCCUCAAUACAUGUUCGUGAAAAACCUAUUGAGCCAUCAUGCAUUUGUGCAUACAUUUUGAGUAAACUAUAGUGACUUCAUGGAAGUUUGUAUGUACAGAAUCCUCACAAUAUUUGUGUAUACUGUACCUCUAGUUCCUGAGACUCCUUGUGUUUUGCUAUUUUCACAGGACUAAAUACAUACAUGUAUUCUUGUCUGGUGUGAGGUAAUAGGCCUACAUGCUAUGUAUGAAAUCAGCUGAUAAAACUUUGCAGUUGAAUAGCAAACUUGUACUUUGAUCCUGCAUUGUAUACUGCUUAACAAACAGCUUGAUAUAAAUUAUAUUGUUCAUGUAGUUGAUUCACAGAGUGCAAUAGCAAGUGAAUUUAAUUACACAUAGAAGUUGCUGAUUAAUCGGACUAUUAAACUGUGUAUUGGAUUUCCCCGUAUGCAGCGUGUUCCAGUAGAAUUACCAGUCAUGAAUAUUGGAAAAUUUUUCUUUGGCGGAUCCAGCAGCAAGCACAAGCGGCGUAACAGUGCCGACGAUUCCCACGCCGGACCAAGUACCCCUUCAUCGUCAUCAGUGGCAUCACCUUCACCGUCACAAGGACCACAGCGUAAGAGCCGAUUACGCCGCUCUCUGAGCAUGAAGCGGUUACGGAGGAGUUUUCGUAGCAAGGAUACGUCCUACGUGCCCCCAGCUAGCAAGCCACACCAAUGGCAGCAAGAUGAGAAGCUGGUCAGGGGAGGGACUUGUAACUUUACUGUCAAGUAUCUUGGUUCAGUAGAGGUAGGAGAGUCUAGAGGCAUGCAAAUAUGCGAGGAUGCUGCCAGACAAUUGAGGAUGAGUACAAGAAAAAAGCUUCGGGCAGUUCUGUGGGUUUCAUCAGAUGGAUUGAGAGUAGUUGAGGAAGAGAGUAAAGGCCUUAUUGUUGACCAGACUAUAGAAAAAGUGUCCUUUUGUGCACCAGAUCGGAACAAUGACAAGGGGUUCUCCUAUAUCUGCAGAGAUGGUACUACAAGGAGGUGGCUAUGCCAUUGCUUUCACUCACUACGAGAACCUGGUGAACGUCUGAGCCAUGCGGUGGGUUGUGCAUUCGCAGCAUGUCUGGAACGCAAGCAACAGAGGGACAAGCUGUGCGGAGUCAAGGUAGAGUUUGAUGUCAACAAGACAAGCUUUACCAGACAAGGAUCCUUCAGGGUACCUACUAUGACUGAGGCUAUGGAUGCAGCUGAAGCACGUAAUGCUAUAGAAGAGAAGGAAAAUGAAGAAAUUCCUGCAGCAAAGGACAUCGCUCCAUUGCCUCAUGCUAUCCCAAGACGACAUGCUAGCAGUGAUAUGUUGAUCAGGCAAGGUUCUGUACGCCUUGGUAAAAUCAAUGAAGCUACACCAUUCAAGCGUCAACUCUCCCUCAGGCUUAAUGAAUUGCCUUCUACGUUGCAGCGCCAACAGCAAGUUCUACAAACUCACCCAGAAGUAUCACCGCCCACAUCACCACAAGAAACGCCAACCAAAACACCAACAACCAAUGGUCACUCUACUCUGAUCAACGGUAGCCAAGUGGGUCAGCAGAACCAAGAAUCUAUAUCAGCAGCAUGUGCUCAGCUAUCUGCUGGUCUAUACCAACUCUCUGAACAUGAGGAAGCAGCUGCUGCUGCUGCUGCUUCGGCUACUCCUCCACCAGUCCCUCAAAGACCUAAUGUAUCACAGAGGAUACCCACAGAGAGCAGGACUCAUCCUCUACCUCAACCUGGUAUACUUAGACCUGAACCAGGCCCUAUCAAACAGAAGAACCCUUGGGAAGGAUCACCAAUGGCAAGCUCUACAGGACAACCAACCCCUCCACCCCGCCCCAAACCAGCACCAGGCCUCACCCAGAUUACACCAGUGCCAGGUACAGCCAUCAACCCUUGGGCAGGAGUCACCCCUCCCUCACUCAAUCCAUCUAGUAAGCAGAACGACCAAUGGUCAUCAUCACCCAUGGUCAACCCUAUUCCGUAUGGAGGUGCUGCUGUCAAUGGUCAGCAGGUAGCAUCUGUCCAGGUACAUGGAGGAGCCAUGCCUAUCCAAAAUGGAGUCGGUAUGCAGCCUCAGCCAAUGUCUGCUAACUUCAACAAUGCCAACAGCAUGGCUAUCCAGCAACAGCAGUAUAACCAAGGAGGUAUCGGUGGAACAUGGACAGCCGAUCUGUCAAGGACUUUACCACAAAAUGUGUAUUCUGCAAAUCAACAACCUUCUUCUUGGUCUGGCCCUCAACCCAACCAACCAUCACAGCCGCCUGCAAAUAAUCCAUUUAACAAUGCUGUCAAAACCUUUGAAAUCAACCUAUGAGGAUGUAGAAGAAUAGCAUCCCACAUACAACAAAGACCUGCUGCCUUACAGAUGCAUACGGACAGUGUGUCUUCAUUGCUU